AUGGCCGCCAACUACUGGGAUUCCACGCAGCACAAAUUCUGGACCUUUACGAAAUCGGAACUGGCCGAGACCAGAAAAGACUUGGAGAAGCUCAAUCAGCAACUGCACCUCAGAUAUCCUAUGCCGGACCCUCGCUUGAUGAGCAUUUACUUCCAGCAGCAGCYGGGGAAAUUGGCACGUAGGAUGGGUCUACGACAACAGGCUCUUGCAACAGCACAAAUCUACAUCAAAAGAUUCUACCUCCGUGCUGAGAUGCGGAAAACCAAUCCCUAUCUCAUCAUGACAACGGCCGUCUAUCUGGCCUGCAAGAUGGAAGAAUGUCCUCAGCACAUCCGACUCAUGCUUGGCGAGGCUGCACGACAGUGGACAGAGCUUGGGAUCACCGAGACCAGUAAAAUUGGAGAAUGCGAAUUUGCUCUGAUCUCUACGCUCUCAUCACGGCUGAUCUGUCAUCAUCCGUAUCGAUCGCUCACCGAACUGGCUCCUGUAUUUUCACUCAGCAGUGAUGAAACUCAGCUGGCGCAUUCCAUCAUCAAUGACAGCUACAACACGGACUUGGCCCUGCUCCAUCCUCCGCAUAUAUUGGCUGUCGUUGCCAUUUUUCUGGCCGUCGUACUUCGGCCGUCCGGUCAGCCUCCGGGUCUACAAGCACAUUCGAACCAGGCAGGGAAUGGUUCUGGAAUGGUCUCACCGAGCUCGUCAUCGAUGCCUGGCUUUGCUCCAGCAAUGUCGGGUGCGACGGCACAACAAACUCUCGGCGGGUUUGGCGGACUCAAACAGUCGGGUCCGAAACUUGGCAAGCUUGUUGAUUGGCUUGCCGAGAGCAGCAUCGACAUGGUUGCGAUUGUCGAUGCGACACAAGAAAUGAUCAGUCUGUAUGAGAUCUGGGAGAGCUAUAGCGAGAGAGCUUGCAAGGAGAGCAUUAUGAAGUUUGUGAAAGACGGGACUUUGAAGUAA
Ramularia collo-cygni is the source of this 957-nucleotide messenger RNA. Its product is annotated as related to RNA polymerase II holoenzyme cyclin-like subunit. Bases 1 to 957 code for a protein of 318 amino acids. Gene Ontology annotation, molecular function: cyclin-dependent protein serine/threonine kinase regulator activity. The record is from RefSeq and is a predicted model, not a curated record. NCBI's taxonomy places the organism in Eukaryota, Fungi, Ascomycota, Dothideomycetes, Mycosphaerellales, Mycosphaerellaceae. Gene Ontology annotation, biological process: positive regulation of transcription by RNA polymerase II. Gene Ontology annotation, cellular component: mediator complex; nucleus. The transcript has a single exon.